Fusarium venenatum is the source of this 1416-nucleotide messenger RNA. NCBI's taxonomy places the organism in Eukaryota, Fungi, Ascomycota, Sordariomycetes, Hypocreales, Nectriaceae. The record is from RefSeq and is a predicted model, not a curated record.
AUGAAAACCGCUUUCGUGCUUCGGAUGCUGUCAGUGUGGACACUGUUACCCUUCGUUCUGUGGACAUUCAGUCGCUUAUGCGGUCAAGCCGUUCUGAGGACCAUUUGCACUUCAUUCCAUACUCGUUCACAGGGACACAAGAUUUCAUACAUUCCAACAACAGAUAUCGGGCUGCCACUUAACUACGGUCUUUGGGAGAGCGCUUCUGCAAGGGGCGACCAGUUGGGAAGGAUACAGCCCAUUAAAAGCUUUGAAGCGAUGAUACAGCAGCUUGGGGGUGUGGACGUAGCUAUCGAAGAUGCAAAGGUGGAUCUCUGGGGGAAUGUUCGUGCCCCAGAAAUCACCCAGUUGCCCGAUUACGAUUCUUCAGAUCCUUACAGCUGGAUCAAGGUACCCUCUGAUCAGCUUGUGACAUACGAGUCCUUGAUCGGAAUUCCUAUUCUAGGCAUGCCUUCAAACUCUGCUGGCAACUUCACACUACAAGUAUCGGCGAGUUAUAUGGCUCUGCAGCAUUGGUGUUCCUCCUGGUUCAAUACUUCAGAAUGGCUUUCACGAAUCCCCAAUGGGUUAUCCUUACACAAAGUCAUGAAUGAUAGUAUCACUGAAGAGCGGGUGAAAGAGCUUAAUCGCGGAAAAUCACAUACUUAUAUGGACAUACCAAGGAUAAACGGUGACUUUAACUUCUCCAGCGAAGAUAGAUACAGCAUAGGACCAGUCAAGCGCGGCACUUUGGUCUUUGACCGCACCCUUUUGAGAAAAUGGUCUGCCAAGCUGUUAGUGUUCGUCAUUCAUGCGGCUGAGGCCUCUGUCCCAGACACAAAGAUGCCAACCAAUGGUAGUACAGCACCAACGGUAUUUAUUGUUUCUCUACCAUGGCUGACUCAUACCUUCCAUGCUGGAGUUACGUCACCCUUCGAGAACUACCUCGCAGAUCCAGCGUUAAGUAUAGGAGAUGAUAUGACAGGCAGUUUUGGUAUCACGACUGAGUUCACCAGACUUCCUCUCAAGGUCUUUGUUCAGAGACUAGCUUUCAUUAUCAACACGGCUGUGCGUGUCUCGUACUGGGAACCUGCUGUUCUAGCGUUUGGUAAUGUGAAUAUGACAGACAUGGAUGAUCGGAUAUCCAAGAGUUAUGCAAUCCAGUAUAUAAACACGACUGGGGAUUUCAUAACCAGUGAGGAGCGGUACGAGGUGCAAAAGACGUGGAUGGCAAUCUACAUCUUUUCUCUUGUUCUCAUGGGAGCCAGUAUCUUGGCCACCGUUACCUUCAGCCUCGCAACAAGAGCCCCGGACUUUCUUACCAACAUCUCUGCUCUGACACGAGACUCUAUCUAUACUAACAUCCCUCAAGGCGGAAGCACCUAUUGUGGUGAUGACCGGGCGAGGUUGUUGACGAACAGACGCUUGAAGAUUUAA